This is a messenger RNA of Schistocerca cancellata (South American locust), 1743 nucleotides long. Its product is annotated as disks large homolog 5-like. NCBI's taxonomy places the organism in Eukaryota, Metazoa, Arthropoda, Insecta, Orthoptera, Acrididae. The transcript is spliced from 10 exons. The record is from RefSeq and is a predicted model, not a curated record. Bases 100 to 1572 code for a protein of 490 amino acids.
UUUACAGCCCAAGACAAUAAAGGAAAAAACUGCGAUGAAUUCAAGCAUGUUGUACUAUCCAGUGUGUGUAAUCCACAAAUACGACCAAUCAUAGAAGAGAUGAUGAUGCGCAUCCGUCCAGAAGAGGAGGUGAAGAUGAUACGGAGACGUGUGGCUUUGACUGAAAUGAAAAAGAAGUCUGAAUCUGAUGAAAAAAAUUCAAAGGAAGAAGAAAGGUUAGCAUUGCUAAGAGAAUACAAAGCAUUAAAAAUGGAAGUCCAGGAAAAGAAAGCAAAGGAAUUAGCACAAAAGGAGAGGAUAGAAUCUCUUAAAAGAGAGAUCAAAGAAAAACAUCAAAAAGCUUCAAGUUUGCUACAUGAAAUUCGUGAGCUGAACAACCUAACUUUGACUGUGAAAGCAGCAUCUCAGCAGCUUGAGAAUGGCAUGAAGCUAAUGUGUGACAGUAAUUGCAUCGCAUCGUACAGCAAGAAUGCUAAGCAGGAGCAGCAGUCUUCACCAUCAGAAACUCCUUCCGUGGUCGAAAAAUUUAUAGCAGAACAGGAGGUGGUGAUUGCAAAACUCGCGGAGUCUCGCAUCUCGGCACCACCUGAACCGACGCCAGAUGUAGGAUUGUAUGCUGAACUGAUUGAGGCAGAAGUUCACAACGUAGCCCUGGAAAAGCAGUUGAAAGAGAAUGAAUCUAAUAUUGAACUGGCCACUGAAAGUCUGGUGCAGAAUACUAUGCACGCAUUAUCAGAUUCAGCAGACAUAGAAGUUGUAAGAGAAUGGGCAAAGCUUCAAGUUACGAGACAGACUAGUGAUAUAGUCUGCCGUUCACUGAAGGAAAUCAUUUCGGCUGGUAGCUCACUUCGUUGCGACAGAGACUUCCUCCGUGUUGUUCUACUUGAUGCUGAAAAGAAACUUAAUGCACUUGAUGAAAGAUAUAAAAGUGCUCAGAAGGAAUUAAUGAAUUUAGCUAGCGAUUUGUCUCAUAGCUGGCACAAUAUUGAGAAAGCAGCGGAAAAAGCUAGAAGGAAACGUUCACAGGUAGACAUAGAAUGCAAGGAAGCACCAAAUCAUCUCACAGAACUAAUGAACCAACUGAGAAGAGCUUCAGCAGAGGAACUUAAAGCUUUGCAUGAAACCAUGGUAUCACUGAUGAACAGAGAUUCUACUUUACAAGAAACAUUGGACUUUGGUACAGCAUAUAAUGACUUGUUCUAUAUACUGGAUCUUGUGGCGCAAAAGAGGAUGGCAAGACAUGUGACACUAAGUUUACCUGAAAUGUCUAUCCUCGCAGACGAUCCUCGUUUAGAGCAUCUCAUUGGCAUGCACUCAGAUGAAACACGUGAAUCUGAAAGUUCCAACAAAUUCUCAAAUACCUGUGAGUGGAAUCAACAUAUGGAUGCUUUACUGUCUAAUAAUGAUCAACUGGUUCAAUCAUUAAGAGACCUCAUUGCUGUAUGGUGGCAACAACCAUUUGAGACAGGUGUUCCAGAAGAUAUGGUUGUAAAUGGAAAGAACAUAUUGCAGCAUACAGCUCACUGGGAUCGUGUAACAGCUUUCGUGGAAAGAAAGCAAAUGAAGGAAUAAGUUGUGGGGAAAUCAUAUUUGAAAAUUAGGAUUUACAAAUUUAUUUAUAGAUAACAUCAUAUUGUUUUAAUACUUGACAAAAGCUAUGUUGCUCUGUUAACUUGCAAGAACCUGGUUGAGUUAUAGGUUUUUACACGUUUAUCUGUGCAAUAUGUAAAUUAAAAUAAACUA